This is a messenger RNA of Drosophila rhopaloa, 267 nucleotides long. RefSeq lists its product as uncharacterized. The record is from RefSeq and is a predicted model, not a curated record. NCBI's taxonomy places the organism in Eukaryota, Metazoa, Arthropoda, Insecta, Diptera, Drosophilidae. The transcript is spliced from 2 exons. Bases 1 to 267 code for a protein of 88 amino acids.
AUGCGCAAUUAUCUUUGGUUAGCAGUGCUCCUGGUGGUGGCCACCACCUGCGCCAACUCCAAGCCCCUGGUCUCCUUCGGUGUCGGCUAUCAUCAGCCCUAUUUGGGACCCCAGCCAGGACCCUACUACUACGGAGGUCCUUAUCAGGGAGGCAGCUACUACCACAACGGACCGGGUCCCUAUGGAUACCCCUAUCCGUAUGCCAAUCGCUAUGGUGCCCUCGAUGUCGGAAUCGGUGCCCUGUCGCUUUCCUCAUUUCUGCUUUGA